Alligator mississippiensis (American alligator) is the source of this 2187-nucleotide messenger RNA. RefSeq names its product olfactory receptor 14A16-like. Gene Ontology annotation, biological process: G protein-coupled receptor signaling pathway. Bases 22 to 978 code for a protein of 318 amino acids. The transcript has a single exon. Gene Ontology annotation, cellular component: membrane. Gene Ontology annotation, molecular function: G protein-coupled receptor activity; olfactory receptor activity. NCBI's taxonomy places the organism in Eukaryota, Metazoa, Chordata, Crocodylia, Alligatoridae. The record is from RefSeq and is a predicted model, not a curated record.
CACGGUGCCUUGGGAAGGAAGAUGCCCAACUGCACCACUGUAACCGAGUUCCUCCUCCUGGGCUUCUCUGAGACUCGGCAGCUGCAGAUCUUACACUUUGUCAUCUUUCUGGCAGCGUACCUGGCAGCUCUGGUGGGGAACCUCCUUGUUAUCACUGCUGUAGCUACGGACCACCACCUCCACAGCCCCAUGUACUACUUUUUGGAAAAUUUGUCCAUCCUUGACCUUGGAUCCAUCUCCGUCAUUGGCCCUAAAUCCAUGGCCAAUUAUCUCUUAAACAACAGGAUAAUUUCGUAUGCUGGGUGUGUUUCCCAGGUCUUUUUCUUCUUCUUUUUUUGUACAGCUGGUUUUGCACUCCUAACUAUCAUGGCAUAUGAUCGGUACGUUGCCAUCUGUAAGCCAAUGCAUUAUGGGAUAAUAAUGAACAGGAGAGCUUGCAUCCAGAUGGCUGCCUGUGCUUGGGUUGUUGGUGCCAUCAGCUCUGCACUGCACACUGGGAGCACCUUUAGUCUCCCCUUCUGCCACUCAAAUAUCAUCAACCAGUUCUUCUGUGAAAUACCCCAGCUGCUCAAGCUCUCCUGCUCUGACACAUACCGAGGAGAGCUGAGAGCAAUUGUCUUCAGUAUGUGUUCAGGUUUAGGCUGUUUUGUUUUCAUCGUUGUGUCGUAUGUUCAGAUCUUCACCGCAGUGUGGAGAAUCCCCUCUGAGCAGGGCUGGCAGAAAGCCUUCUCCACCUGCAUUCCUCACCUUAUCGUGGUCUCCCUGUUUCUUUCCACUAGUGGCAUUGCUUACUUGAAGCCCAUCUCUGACUCCCCGUCCCCUCUGGAUCUCCUGGCAGCUGUUCUGUAUUCUGUGGUGCCUCCAUUGAUGAAUCCGGUCAUCUACAGCAUGAGGAACAGGGAGAUCCAAGCUGCCCUCAAGCAACUUCUCCACAGGCUGAUCCUCUCCAAAACUAAUCUGCCCAUCUUUGUUUCAUAACUUUACUUUACUUUACUUAUGUUUCUUUUAUAAUUAACUCAUGAUAUCAUUGUUUUCAUACUAUAGUGUGCAACCUAUUUACAGAAAAUGAAGGUGGUGGGUUAAUUCUGUAGCUUUGUAAGGACAAUGACACUUGACUUGGGUCAUUUUAUAUAAACACUGUUGAAGCGGUAAAGUUAAUGUUUCAUGCAUCAAUUUUACCAUUAGUUCCACCUCAAAUAAGUGCCACCAAUUGCAAGACGAUGAAUGGAAGACUUUUGUUUACCAGUUGGUGUAAUCCAUUAUUUGGAUAUAGGCAAAUAUUCAGGUUCUGUGAAGGUGGGAUGAACUGCAGACACUUUAGAGGAGAGGCACACAAUUCAGAUGGAUAUGGAUAGACUGGGAAUCUGGACUAGAAACAAUGAGACGGAGUCCAAGGAAACAAAUGCAGUUGCUGCGCCUAGGGGAGAAUAAUCAAAAGCACAGAUACAGAUUGGGUUAUAAAUGGUUGUGUGGUAUGAUUGUUGAAAAGCAUCUGCAGGGUCUGGUGGCUCACAGACUCCAUAUGAAUCAGCAAUUUGAUGUAGCUACAGAAAUAUUAAUGCAGUUUUGUGCUGCAACAAUAGGAGUAUUAGAUGUUAAAAAUGGGAGGUGAUAGUACCACUCAACAUGGUGCUAGUUAGGCCUUACCUAAACUACUCUGUGGAUUUCUGGGCUUCACAUUUUAAGAAGGAAUAUGAAGAAGUUAGAGAAGUUCAGAGAUAGGUGACAAAAAUGAUAAAUGGUUGAAACACGAGCCAUGUUAAGGAGAGAUGGAGAGAAGUAGGCAUAUUUAGCUUGAAGAAAAGGUAAUUAAGAGACUGAUCAUAGCACUGUUGAAAUAUCUGAAAAAGUGCCGUACAGAAAAGGGUGAGCAAUUGUUCUCCCUUGUUGAAUAGGGAAGGCCAUCAAGCUUCAGAUGACAGCAAAGUAGAUUUGGAUUAGAUUUCAGGGGGAAAAGCACCCUUGUUUCUAGACCAGUGCAGAUGUGGAAUAGACUGCCCAGGGAUGUUGUGGAGUUUCCUUCAUUUCAGGUUUUCAAAAAGAGGAUAGUCAUUGCUCACGGAUGAUUUAGGAGUAACAGUCUUGCAUUUGUGCAGCGGGGUGGACGACAUGAUCCUGGAAGCCUCUUCUAAGCCUAUGAAUUUAUUACUAUCAUCAUUGUAAUAGCAUCAUGAAAAUAUAGUGGAU